CAUGUCAGAAAAUAACCUUCAAUACGUGACGUACUUGUCCAACAGAUUGAAUGCACAGCCAUGCACUACACGUCUCCAAACGUUCACGAAGCGCCAUCGCCAUCGUCAUGGGCCUCAUCACCCUCCUCGCCCUCUUGCUCAUCGUCCCCUUCCUCCUCUUCCUCCUCUUUCUUGAAUUUCCGCUGGCGGCCGCUCCUCGCAGCCCUCCCCCCGCCACCCCGGCCCCUGCCGCCCCUCUUGCUCCCCUUGGUCCCUUUGUGUGCGGUCUUCUUCACCCGCUCCUUGCCCACGGCCUUCUUGCCGCCGCUUUUCCUGGCCCUGGCCGAGAGGGCGACCUUGUCGGCCUUUUCCUUCUCGGCCGCCUUCUCCAGCAUGCUCUUCUGCCGGGGGAGCGGCUUCCAUGGCUUGAGCGGCGAUCGGCCGCCGAAGAUGGAUUCCAUCGUCAGCUGGCCGGGCCCGGCGGGAUGGGGAGGGGUGUGGGGCCGCGGGAUGUCAUCCUCGUCCUGCUCGUGAUGUUCCUCCUCGUGAGGGCCAGCGGCAUCGUCGUGGUGGUGCGGGUGCGGGUGUGGUCGUGUGCUGAUCUCGGGAGAGGGCGGCUGCAGCGGCAGGAGGUCUUCCUCACCGCCAUGGUCUACGCCGUUCUCAUCAACCCCACACCCAUCCCCACCAUGACCCCCACCAGCUGCAGCGGCCGCUGCUGCAGCAGCAGCCGGCCCACUCGGAACAGCACACUCACCACUGAAACACAUGAUACAGCCAGGCAGGGACGCUGUGCAUUAUGCUACGCGUCAUGUGCAUGGGAUCCCUUCAUUACCUAUCAUCGUCCUUCUUGUGCUCUACGAUUACUGGCGGCACUAUCGGCUUGAGCACAGCCGACUUCUGCACGCGGCCGGGACUCCCCUUCUCGGGUGAGCGCCCUCCAGCCGCUGCAGCAGCGGCAGCAGCCGCCGCAGAGGCGGGCUUGUCAACAAACCUGACAUCACACACACACAUGCACAGCAUCGCAACCCAUGGAUGGGCGAAAUGGAUGGAUGGAUGGAUGGAUCUGCCUAAUGGCUGCUGUGCCCUUGCUCACAGGUUCUGAGCUAUCUUGGGCGGGGACUUGUUCUUCAGAUCGGCUAUGCGGCGCAACGACGCACCUGCAUUCCAUCCAUACGAACCAGCAUCCACAUCAAGCGCAUUGCAAAUCCGCCCUCAUCCGUCCAUCUCGUCUCUCUUAUUCACCUUUCUCACGGCCCGGGCUCUCAGGGGGUGUAACGGUGGCAACUUUGACCCGAGGAGCACCAGCAGCUGCUGCAGCAGGAGCGGGCUGGCCACGGUCCAUGUGACCGUCGUUGCCACUCUCGUCGCUAAGGUCUCGCAUCAACUCGUUUGGGUCGUCCAUUCCCCCUGCAAGUCGUGUGUUGGAAUACUAAAUCAGAUGUGCGGUCGCC
Molecule: messenger RNA, 1433 nt
Organism: Vitrella brassicaformis
Lineage: Eukaryota; Vitrellaceae
Source: the annotation of a GenBank genome assembly